UUAAUCAUGUGAUCAUGUUGCGUAACGACAGGAAAGCCGAAGAUGUUAGAGUUACACGUAUUUAGGCAUGUGGAACUUAUCACUGAGAAUAAAGAAUUGGGAGCAUCUAGUCAACAUAACUUUUGUUGUUAGUUAAGUGCAUUAGAGAGAAGAGAGCUAGAAAGAGGAGACGGUUAGUAACAUUUGCUUCUUGAAAACAUGCCGCAGGAAGCCGAAAAUGCAGCCCCAGAGAUACUCCCGCUGUUGAGAUCGCUGAACAGCCGCCGAGAAGUUCAGGUUAUAUUUUGCAACCGAAGCCCUCGCUCAGUCCGACCGGUAUGGAUAAAUUUUAAGGGGGAAUCUGCCCCUUACCCAAUUUUGCAGCCUGGUACUGGCCGAAUAAUAACGACUUACGUGGGCCAUCCAUGGAUGUUCAGAGAUUCGGAGAAAGACGAGCCAAUGAUGGUUAACGGGAAGGAACUGUUUUGCCAGAAGGCCCCGGGAAAUGCUCAGGUUUUUGUGAACAUCACGCUGCCAGUCUUGAGCUUGAAGGAGCGCUGUCUCCAAGUGGUCCGCCAUCUUGUCAAGCCAGAGGACUACAGGAAGCUGGAGAUUGCUCACUGUCUUCAUGAGGACCUUGAGGACCAGCCUAGUGUGCAGAAGGACAUGCGGCGGAUCUCCCGGAGGUUGGAGCAGCAGCUUCACCAGGACAGGGAGAUCCAGCAGACUUGAUGCUGGCUUUGUGCAGCUAUGUAUGCAAUAAAUAACAAUGAGAGUGGUUACUGUAGUGCUGGAGACACAUUGAAAUGUGAAAAACAUGGAAGACGGACUGAGAUGUGAUGAUAGAUAUGCUUUAUUAUGCAUUAUAUGCAUAUGCAGAAAUGUAUAUACUAUCCUUCCUGGCUUAAUGUUGUCAGUCUCCUUUAUUGAACAGUAAAAUGCACAGCUUAGUACUAUUCACCCAUCACAGAGACUAGUGCAAUUAAUCUUUUUAAUUAGCCUAAAUUAAUUUAUUUUUAAUAGUUUUUUUUCUUUUACACUAAACAAAAUGGAUACCAAAAACUGUGAAUUUUCUGCUUAUUUGUAUAUAUUUCUGGAAUACAGUAUGUUUUUGGAGUUAGGGAAUGUGUUAGAUGGUGUUACAGUAAACCAUUCUGAAUGAUUAUGCUCAUGUCUUUCAGUACAUCCCCGGAUUGUGGAAUUUUGGUUUAUAUAUGCUGAGAUACUUGGGCUUAAUAUGUGUAUGUGUCACCCCGACCCUGUUAAGAAACUGCCUUCCCCCUUUGACAUAUCUUACAAUCCCUGGAUGGUAGUCAGACUACACUUUUGAAGGAUCAUUAUUGACAGUGUAUAGAUUGGAUAUGCUGCUGAUAUGAUGUAAAAACUACUGAGAUGUAAGCAAGCUCUGAAUGUCUUUGGACAGCAGGGUUAAAUAAGACUGCAUUAAGUACUAUGUGCAUUUUUAAGUGAUUUUACUGCUGUGAUUUUAACACAUCUGCUAUUAUAGUAUAAAUGACGCACUAUCAGGCUGUGUAAUGGCUUAUACUAGGGUGGUUGAUGUCAGAUAAACGGUCUCACUGAGAAUUUCUGUUAUUCUGACCUGGUACGCAGUAGGAGUUCUUCCAUUUGAGCAGAUUCUAAUUUUUAUACUUUCUUCAGACAGAAAAAUGCUAAACACAAAAUGUAGGAAGAGGUCUUUGAUUUAAAAUGAUUUCUUCAUCCAUUUUCAGGCUGAGGUUGCCUCUACAAAUUAUGUAAAGUGUAUGGACAGAGAGAAAGAAGAGUACCUUGUUUCACCAAAGAUUUUUUUCUUUCAUCAUGUAGAAAUUUGUUGUUCUUAAGAAAUCUUUUGAUUAAAUCUGAAAUCACAA
This is a messenger RNA of Brienomyrus brachyistius, 1850 nucleotides long. RefSeq names its product von Hippel-Lindau tumor suppressor (gene vhl). The record is from RefSeq and is a predicted model, not a curated record. The transcript has 3 exons. The coding region runs from base 199 to 711 and encodes 170 amino acids. NCBI's taxonomy places the organism in Eukaryota, Metazoa, Chordata, Actinopteri, Osteoglossiformes, Mormyridae.